Messenger RNA from Corticium candelabrum, 1223 nucleotides. RefSeq lists its product as uncharacterized. The transcript has 9 exons. The coding region runs from base 99 to 1013 and encodes 304 amino acids. NCBI's taxonomy places the organism in Eukaryota, Metazoa, Porifera, Homoscleromorpha, Homosclerophorida, Plakinidae. The record is from RefSeq and is a predicted model, not a curated record.
ACGUGGCGUUUGCUGCAACUAAAUUGCGUAUUUCGUCGUUCAUUUCUGGCGACCACUCUAUUGCGUCUGCUCGUACGAAUGCGAGGGAGGGAUCAAGUAUGGCGUCCAACGCAUCGCCCGAGGUCCGUUCGUCCCGAGGAGGCAGCCUAAUCGUCAACGACGACGCGGCCGACAGAGAAGAAAGUCCAAUCUCUGUUGACGACAAAUCGGAGGUGGACGUACCCGAAGUUCUCACCCUACUGGGGCAAAUUUACAUCGCCGUUCAGUCUCUCGAAAGCCACGUUCGUCCGCGACCUCAGACCUCCUAUCGACAAAAGCCUCGCAUUCCGAGCUGGAUGACGAAGAAUCUGUUGCUGUUAUCACUUGUUUGGCAGAGUGCGUGCGUUUUUGGAUUGACAAUAGUUGAGCUGACAAACGACGUACCAGACAGACAGCUGAGGCGGGAUCGGACAUAUUACAUCAGUCUUGUGGUACUGGUUAUCUUUCAAACUAUUAAUCUUCUUGUCGUGAUUUUGACAUCAGUGAAGCUGACAAAGCAGGUAAUGCACCACACGGCAAGUGCAUCGUUUCUCUUCCAGUCCUAUGCAUCGACAUUGCUACUGUUUGCUGGAAUGUAUACGCUGCUGUAUCGAAUCGAGACUACCUGUUUUACUCAUGUCAUCGAUCUUGAAGGCGAGAAGUCUCUCUUGAUCGUCGAACUAUUUCUGAAGAUGUUGUAUUUGUCAUCGUCUACUGGUACAUUGUGUGGAGCUUGCAAGAUAUCUCCAGAGGUGUGGUACUCGAUUAUGCUUGUUAUGACACAAAUGCUUCUCAGUUUCGUCUACUUCGCAUCGAUUUUGUCUCAAGCAACGAGCCACCAUCGACGAUCAAACAGCGGAAAUUUAAACUCACGAAGAGGCGCACGCUCACGAACAACCACCGGAAACUUCUCUCUAACGGAGCGCACCCCACUCCAACCGUUCAAACGUUCAAGUUUUGAUGUGCUUGGUGAAGCAAGCUCUGGUAUUCAAUAGGCUUUGCACAGGUAUAUAUGUAUACUAGUCUAGCUAGACAAAAGUUUCGGCAGGAAAUAUUAUUAACUAUUAGUCUAGAUGGGGUGCUGGACAUUCCCUAGAACAUUGCUGAUGCCAUAGACAGUUGGGGUUGAGAUGUGACAUUUUAUAGAGAUCGUAUUGGCAGUUUUUUGAUUUAGUGGACGCAAAAUAUAAUGUGUGUUACUACAA